AUGUGGGUUUUUGCUGAAAAUGUGUUUUAUGGUCUGGGAUUGUUUGCAAAAAAACACUCUGCUUUGAUGUAUAUGGGGUUGCAGAUGGCUAUGCAAAGUUUCACUGAAAAAAUUAUUGAGAAUGAGUAUGGGCCACAAGGUAAGGCACUUGGAGCUGCUGGUCAUCAGUACAUGACUUGGGCUGCAAAUUUGGCGGUCGGGUUGGGUACAAGAGUUCCCUGGAUUGAGAAUGAGUAUGGGCCACAAGGUAAGGCACUUGGAGCUGCUGGUCAUCAGUACAUGACUUGGGCUGCAAAUUUGGCGGUCGGGUUGGGUACAGGAGUUCCCUGGGUAAUGUGCAAGGAAGAAGAUGCCCCAGAUCUAGUGAAUUCAUGGAGGGAUGGGUUGCAUACAAGUAUAACCUCCCAAUACUUCCCCGAAAGUCAGGUCAGUGAAGUAGGGGAGAAUCAAAUUGACAGCACUAUUGUCAAUGAUGAAUUGCCGAUACAAACCUACUGCAGAUGGCAAAACUCCUAG
This is a messenger RNA of Ilex paraguariensis (yerba mate), 516 nucleotides long. Lineage: Eukaryota; Viridiplantae; Streptophyta; Magnoliopsida; Aquifoliales; Aquifoliaceae. The record is from the annotation of a GenBank genome assembly.